This is a messenger RNA of Diversispora eburnea, 2802 nucleotides long. Lineage: Eukaryota; Fungi; Glomeromycota; Glomeromycetes; Diversisporales; Diversisporaceae. The record is from the annotation of a GenBank genome assembly.
AUGAUUAGUGCUUUUUUUAUCUACAAUCAGAAAGGUGAAGUUCUCAUCUCGCGCUUAUAUCGUCAAGAUUUAAAACGUUCUGUAGCGGAUAUUUUUCGAAUACAAGUAAUUUCCAACACAGAUGUACGAUCUCCUAUUAUUACUCUUGGAUCUACUUCAUUUUUUCACGUUCGUCACGAAAAUCUUUAUAUUGUUGCAGUUACGAAAUGCAACGCCAACGCCGCAUUAGUUUUUGAGUUUUGUUAUCGACUUAUAAACAUUGGAAAAGCAUAUUUUGGAAAGUUGGACGAAGAAGCUGUAAAAAAUAAUUUUGUGUUGGUGUAUGAGUUGCUAGAUGAGAUCCUUGAUUUCGGAUAUCCACAGAAUAGCGAAACUGAAACUCUAAAAUUAUACAUUACCACUGAAGGAGUGAAAUCUGAACGUGCAUUAAAAGAGGAUUCUUCAAAGAUUACAAUUCAAGCAACGGGGGCAACUUCAUGGCGUAGAUCAGACAUAAAAUAUCGAAAAAAUGAGGCAUUCAUAGAUGUUAUUGAAUCAAUUAAUUUAUUGAUGAGCACCACAGGUACAAUAUUAAGAGCUGAUGUAUCGGGACGAAUAAUGAUGAGAGCAUACCUUUCUGGAACACCAGAAUGUAAAUUUGGAUUGAAUGACAAGUUAUUACUGGAAAAAGAUGCUUCACAUAAGGGAGGUUCAAGGAAAACAACUAAUACUGUUGAGAUUGAUGAUUGUCAAUUUCAUCAAUGUGUCAAAUUGGGAAAAUUUGAUUCUGAUAGAACUAUUAGUUUUGUACCUCCAGAUGGUGAAUUUGAAUUGAUGAGGUAUCGCACAACUGAAAAUGUCAAUCUUCCUUUUCGUGUACAUCCAGUGGUCAAUGAAAUAGGAAAAUCACGUGUAGAAUACCGGAUUUCAGUGAAAGCAAAUUUUUCACAAAAAUUAUAUGCAAACAAUGUCUUAAUAAGAAUUCCUACACCUCUUAAUACUGCCAAUAUUAAUUUACGUGCUGCUGCAGGAAAGGCAAAAUAUGUACCAGCUGAAAAUUCUAUUGUAUGGAAAAUAAAUCGAUUUCAAGGACAAUCAGAGGUAACAUUAUCAGGUGAAGCUGAACUGUCAGCGAUGACUAUCAAAAAAGCAUGGUCAAGGCCACCAAUUUCAAUGGAUUUUCAAGUAUUAAUGUUUACAUCUUCAGGAUUGUUGCCGGAAGUUAUCAAGUUAGGAGUAUUUAAUCGUCCGACUAGCGACAUUUGUCUUGAUUCUGCCGUCCCGUUAAGAAAACAUAAAGAGCGGUCGCCAUUAUACCGAAAGAAAUUUGACGGAUUUACACUUCGUUCCGCAAUUCCAAGUUCCGAUAAAACAUGGGAGAAUUGGGCUGGAACUAUCCAUUUGGCGCCUGAAGCAAUUUUCAAGCCAACCACGCUCACCGACCUCCAAGACAUCGUGAACUUGGCAAGAACGAAUGGGAAAACGAUUCGGUGUGCCGCUGAGGGGCAUACCUUAAGUUCGUUGUCAGUAACAAAGAAAUAUUUGGUGAUAAUUAAUAAUUUAAAAAAAGUUCAAGUUCUGCAGGACGAACAUUAUGGUUGGGUCGUUAUUGCGGAAGCUGGCACUCCAAUUAGAGAAAUCGAUUAUGUCCUACGAACCAACAACCCGCCAUUGACUCUUCCAUCGGCAAUUGAACCGGACCACGUUAGAGCUGCUGGAGUUGUUGCAACUGGAUCACAUGGCGCAAAAACCGCAUUAAGCACCAUGUCUGAUCAAGUUGUUUCAAUGAAAAUCGUCGCCGCCGAUGGCAAAGUGUACGAAUUCUGCGACACAACGAAUGCUUUGGAAAUGCAGGCCGCCAAACUUAACUUGGGUUUAUUCGGUAUCAUUUAUUCUGUGACCUUCCGCACGGAGCCAAUGUUUAAUCUUCAUAUGAUAGAUACUCUUCCGUUAGCCAAAGAUUUCCUUGUUCCAUCUGUCGUCAAGCAGUUGUUUGAAUCUUCGGAUAGUCUUCAAAUCUUUUAUUGGCCAUUCAAUUCAUAUGAUCCAAGUGCAUCGCAACCACUUGAUCCGACCAAGGAUCAAUUGUGGGUAAACCAAUUUGUGCGAACUGAUGAAAAACCAACUUUAUCACCAGAAGAAUUUGCUGCCUUACGUGUUUUUCAAAACGAGACUUCUUUUUUAGUGAACUAUCAAUAUCAGGUCAUGCUUGAAAAACCAGAAUAUACUCCGGCCAUUACUUCAACGAUCUGGCAUGAGGGACCUGGAAUAGCACCGGUCAGCCUCGUACUUCAGGCUCCAGACGCGAUCCACUUUUUGUCCUCCUAUUCUAAAAAUAUCCCGGGGAAUUUUGCUGCGUUUCUAUUCAAAGUUGAUCCGGAUUUUAACGAUUUCGUUAAGGAAUUUCAGGCUAUCAUCAAUGCGACUUACGCGGCAGCAGCACAAAAUUCUUUCCCAUUUAAUAUAAUUGCAAGUGCACGAUUCAUAAGAUCGUCGCAUGCUUUACUUGCACCUACCUUCGACCCAGAUCCAAAUGCUGAUCCAAAUGCUAUAUAUUGCUCCAUUGACAUAAGCACUUACCAUUUUACACCUGGUUUUCAAACUUUCGUUUCAUCGCUUGGACAGAAAUGGAUCCAAGAUUACAACGCGAAACCCCAUUGGGCCAAAGAAUGGGAAUACGUGCCUAAUAUAAAAUCGUAUCUUUCCCAAGCUUACAAAACGCAAAUUAAUACCUUUGAGAAAAUACGUGAAAAAUAUGAUCCGAACAAGCUGUUCUUCGAUAAUGAGUCAUUGCAAAAAAUUUUCGAUGGUGCUCUCCACUAA